Molecule: messenger RNA, 771 nt
Organism: Salvia splendens (bonfire salvia)
Lineage: Eukaryota; Viridiplantae; Streptophyta; Magnoliopsida; Lamiales; Lamiaceae
Exons: 2
Coding region: 16-771 (251 amino acids)
Source: RefSeq, a predicted model, not a curated record
AAUCCUGUGAUCGUAAUGGCUGGAAGCGUGUCUGCGGAGGCGGCAAGCGGCGCCGGAGGAAUGAACGGUGAUGAUGAUACGAAAAGCAAGCAAGCUCAGAGUAAAUCCGAUCCGAAUCGGAAAGGGUUUACUGAACAAUGCCUUGAGAAAUCAAAAUCAUGUUCUGCCCCCACAAAUUUGGGGAGUGAUGCUGGAGCUUCUUCUGGAUUUGUGAAGGAAGAGCAUGUCGAUGCUACUGGAGCUGCAUUUGUGAAGCAGGAAGAGAAUGCUGAUGCUACUGCAGCGACUGGAGUUGGAUUUGUCAAGAAAGAAGAAGACGUCGAUGCAUCUGGAGCUGCAUUUGUGAAGCAGGAAGAGAGUGCUGGUGCUACUGCAGCGACUGGAGUUGGAUUUGUCAAGAAGGAAGAAGAUGUCGAUGCUUCUGGAUUAGUCGCAGAGGUUGAUCCUAAUCUUGCUUUGGUUGAAAUAGACCCCUCCCACCAGUGGAUCGACGAUUACAUUACUGGCGUGGAACUGCUGUUCACCGAGGAACAGGUUGAAGCACUUGGUGUGCCGACGUCUGCAGACUUUUUCAUACGAUCCUCUUUCGACAACCAAGAUUAUCCUGCUUGUUUCUAUAAGGUGCGUUUGCACCAUGGAUCUCGAACCGACAGCAUGUUCCAACUAGCUGGCCCUAUAUGGGAUGCUCUUGAGCAUCCCAUCCAGCAGAAGAUAGCCCUUCGUGAAACCCUUUCGUUUUGCAAGGAAGGUGAUGUUUUGGUUUGCUACUAG